Molecule: messenger RNA, 1128 nt
Organism: Ceutorhynchus assimilis (cabbage seed weevil)
Lineage: Eukaryota; Metazoa; Arthropoda; Insecta; Coleoptera; Curculionidae
Source: the annotation of a GenBank genome assembly
AUGAUGGCCAACUGGACCCGAGAGCCUUAUUUCAAUGCAAGGCUUGCAGAUGCAGGAAUGCCUCACAAUUUAGGCUGGAAUGUGCCUCCUGAAGAGUUGGUCCACAUUCCUGAACAUUGGUUGAUGUAUCAAGAGCCUGAUAAGAGUAUGCAUUUGCUUUUGGGAAUGGUUUAUGUGUUUUUCUUUAUGGCUUCUAUAAUAGGAAAUGGGAUUGUUUUAUGGGUUUUUACUACAGCAAAAUCAUUACGAACAGCUUCAAAUAUGUUUGUAGUAAACUUGGCCUUUUGCGACUUUAUUAUGAUGCUUAAAUCGCCAGUUUUCCUAUAUAACUCUUUUCAUUAUGGGUUUGCGAUGGGGCAUUUUGGGUGUCAAAUAUUUGCUGGAAUGGGUGCUAUGUCAGGUAUUGGGGCUGGUAUGACUAACGCUGCCAUAGCUUAUGACCGAUAUACCACAAUUACUAGACCGUUUGAUGGGAAACUUACCAGAACUAAAGCACUGCUUAUGAUUUUGUUUAUUUGGUUUUAUGCCACGCCUUGGACUGUGAUGCCUCUGCUGGAAGUUUGGGGCAGAUUUGCACCUGAAGGUUACCUAACUGCGUGUACUUUUGAUUAUUUAACCAGGAGUUUUGAUAAUAGAUUGUUUGUGGGGACUAUUUUUACGUUUAGCUACGUUUUUCCAAUGCUAAUGAUUAUUUACUUUUAUAGUCAAAUUGUUAGUAAGGUUUUCAGUCAUGAGAAAACUUUAAGAGAACAGGCCAAAAAAAUGAAUGUGGAAUCAUUAAGGGCCAAUCAAUCGCAAAACAGUGAAUCAGCGGAGCUACGGAUAGCUAAAGCAGCGAUCACAAUAACGUUUUUGUUUGUGGUUUCUUGGACUCCGUACGCUGUUUUGGCUUUAAUUGGUGCUUUUGGAGAUCAAUCGUUGCUCACUCCAGGAGUUUCGAUGAUUCCGGCUUUGAAUUGUAAACUAGUAGCGUGUAUCGACCCUUACAUUUACGCCAUCAGUCAUCCCAAGUUUAGGAUUGAAUUGCAAAAACGCCUACCUUGGCUGGCGAUCAAAGAAAAAGAAGUGAGCGACGCUCAAAGUACCACUUCCGAGCAAACGGCGGUACCACAACAAACUCAAGCUUAA